Messenger RNA from Strongylocentrotus purpuratus (purple sea urchin), 9907 nucleotides. RefSeq lists its product as uncharacterized. Gene Ontology annotation, molecular function: zinc ion binding; nucleic acid binding. The coding region runs from base 1571 to 7573 and encodes 2000 amino acids. The transcript has 2 exons. Lineage: Eukaryota; Metazoa; Echinodermata; Echinoidea; Camarodonta; Strongylocentrotidae. The record is from RefSeq and is a predicted model, not a curated record. Gene Ontology annotation, biological process: DNA integration.
AUAAAAAUGGCAGUUACUAAAGUCAUAUUUUGUUAUUUAUUCUUUUCCUAUCUCUCUCUUGUCUCUCUCUCUCUCUCUCUCUCUCUCUCUCUCUCUCUUUGUAUCCAUUCAUUUCAUCUCAUACUUCUAAGAAACAAACUCUGCUUUGUGCUCCUUAUGCAGUUUAGUGCAAUAUAGGUUUGUUCUCACCCAGAUUAUUUUCUUCUCCCAGUUUAGGAACUAUUGCUGGUAGAUAGCUUAUUUGCUAGAGCUUUGACCAUCAAUAACACUGGACACAGUGUUUGGGAUUAUAUUGUCUCCCACAGAAUUCGGUGCCCUUUCCCCUUUGUCUAUUCCCUUUAAUAGGACCCUCUUUACUUAAGUGGUGUUUGCAGGUAGAUUGUGUCCCUUCAGGAUGUUGCUACUGUUAAUCUCUGUAUUCAGAAGAAGUAUAGUUUUAAGUGGUUGUACUAAGAAAAGAUCUAGACGAGCUUUUUAGACCAUGCUGUAGAGAGCUGGCUUGGAGUAUUGGGUUUGAGACAAAGGAUGGGUUGUUUUAGUUAAGGAUGCAAGCUUGGUCCUAUCACAUGAUGUUAGGUAACCAAUAAGAAGUCUAGUUGGAAGGAAGGGUAAUGUGGGUCUGGACAGUUUGAUAAAACUUUGAAACUUUAAGUUUCCAGCUCAUUCUCUGCCCAGCUGCCAUUGCUUCGAACACUGCCCUGUAUAUAUUCAAUCUCCAUGUUGGAGCAUGUGCUACUAAAUAUAUCUGUAGCCUCUACCUGAUUUUCUUCUUCAAAAUAUAUAUAUAUAUAUAUACAAAACGUAUAUAUCAACUUUACCUUCUUCAAGUUUCUCUAAGUUUUGAGAGAGUUUCCUGUAUUAUAUUUGAUUGGGCAUUUCAUCCAACUUCAACCUUUAUGAGUUGCAUGGUUAUCAUCCCAGUUCCUGAUUUUAUAUUGCAAGCAAGUGUUGGCUCUUUUACUAGGGUCUUUUAAUUGAUGAAUCUCAUCGAGCUUCAAGCUAUCGUUCGACCUGUUCUUGUUUUCUGCGUGCUGCGACGUCCUCUUCGACGACACAGAGACGCCGGAUAUUGAUCGACCGCGUAUCGCGAGCGAGCUUAUGAACAUUUAAUAAUUUGGUCACUUAAAUAUUUAGAUAACAGCUGUUCUAGUUAUAAGUUAUAAUACCUUAUAAUGUUAUAGAUGUAAGAUGUGGAAGUUUUGUUUAUUUCAAUGUUUACUUGAUUUGCAGUUGUUAUUGACAACGAGCUAAUAAAGGCAUUGCCAGGUUAUUUUGUUAAAACGUAACCUCAAGUGUGAUUUCUUUAUUUAUGGACCUGGGAAAUUGUGACAUUCGGGUUACAUAAAUUGGGGGCUUGUCCGGGAACUAAAUUUGCAUAUAUGCAUAAUUAAUAUUCCUUAUUUGAUAGAUACUUUAUAAUUACCUUGUAAUUAAUUAAUAUUCUCCGAUUAUUAAGUUUUAAUUGCUAGUGUAAGCAAUUAGUAUUAUACAUUGUUGAAGGCAUUGUACAUGUCUUUGUCAUUAUAGUUAAGAGUUUAAGAGCCAACACUUGCACAAGUUAGUAGAAGCAAUGGCAGCGAACAGUUUGAAAGAAUUUGGGCAGGAGUGGUGCAAGGAGGAGGGAAUAACGGCAGAUAAUGCCCUCCUACUUGUGACACCAACUAUGGCAAUGCCUGAUGAGGUAUUUGCCCUGGCAAUUUCGGAUCGAUUUCCCACGUUAAGUGGCAUACUCAGAAAGAAUGAGCCAACUAAUAAUGAAACAUUGAUACUUUGUAUGUUUGAGGGAGCCUCUCCCGUUGUAGGUGUAGGGAGGGAGAUACACAUUUCCGUAGAUGGAGACACUGUGUGCCAUGUAGUUAGGUUAGAAGAGAGCGACCCCUCCAAAGUAGGUAGGAUAACCAUUAAGGACCUGAAGGAUAGUGGGUUGGUAGACGAAUGGAUGAAAGCUAAGGGGGCCACAGUGCUUAAGGAAGAGGUUUCCAAGAAAGAAAAUGUUUCCCGUAGCCAUAGCCCAGCCACAAAUUACUCAGAUCGGGAAGUCCCUUCAUUGUCUGCGUCAUUAUCAAAAUGCGCGCUUACAAUAAAUUACAGACAAUUGCGCUGUUUCUCAGGAGCGAGGAACCCCGCGCGCGAUGAGGACACAUAUCCUUUGUGGAUAGAGCACGUUGAGGGCCAGAUGGAUGAGUGGCGGGAUCUUGGAGACGGCGAGUGCCGAAAGCGCAUUCGCGAGGCGCUGCGCCCUCCUGCGUCGAGCAUCAUUACUGACCUCCGUCGUGAGUUUCCCCAAGCGGACUCAUAUGAGUACCUCAAGGCUUUAGAUUUGGCCUACGGGGAUACAAACACUGAUGAUGAGCUGUUCGUCAAAUUCCAUAACACCACACAGCUCGAGGGCGAGCGACCCUCUGAGUAUCUUUCUCGCCUGCAGGAGAUACUGAGACAGGUAGUGAGGCGUGGAGUAAUCAAGCCGGCAGACUCCAAUCGGGUAAGAUUGAAACGGUUUAUCAGGGGCGUCUUGUAUAAUGAGAUGCUCCUGGUCAAGUUACAUCUCCGUGAUAAAUUAAUCCACCCUCCUUCAUUUCUGCAGUUAUUAUCCUCUGUAAGGAAGCAGGAGGUAGAAGACUCCAUGAAGGCCAGCCUCACUCGGCCGAAACAAAGAGUAGACCAAGGUAAGCGUGCCGCUGCACAUAACUGUGUGGAGGCCCCAGUUCAAAUUUCCCGGGCUUCUACCCCCUCUGAAUCCACCCCUCCCAAGCAGACUCCUCCCAGGUCGCACAGCAACACAUCUGAGGUCAUUUGCUUCAAGUGUGGGGAGGUAGGGCAUAUUAGUAAAAUAUGCAACAGCCCAGCUGCCCCUGAAAUUAUCAGCAAGAAGUUGAUCCAGUUCAUUUCUAGGCAAGCAGGAAAACGCCAAAGGACGCCAGGUAAGGAGAGACCAGGAGUCCACCUAAGUACUGCACCCCAACAAGUAUGCGAUGUUCCUCCAGGACUGGUUGGGGACAGUAUCACCCAAAAGUGCUGGGUGGAUGGGAUAGAGACUACUUCCCUCAUAGAUAGCGGCUCUCAGGUCACACUCAUUCAAAAGAGCUUAUUUGCUAAGCUAGAUCGAGAGUUGCAUCCUAUGAGGGAUCUAGUGCUCUAUCAUGGCGGUGACGGAACUCUACCUUACUUAGGCUAUGCCUAUGUUAAUAUUGGAUUUGAAAAGACCUUUAGCGGGACAGGAACCCAGUUCAGUACUCUAGCCCUAGUAGUGCCGGAUGCUCAGCAUCAAAGAACCCAUUCAGUGGUUAUAGGGACAAAUUCCGGUCUUUUCCGAAAUUGCUUUGAGUCCUGUAAGAGGUUAGCUGGGGUUCGAUUUGCACAAACUUUGCAAAUCAGUCCUGUGUGUAAGGAUAUCUAUUCUUCUCUCUCUAAGAAACAGACACUCCCCGCCGACGGUAAACUCGGCACCAUCAGAUCAAGAAAGAAACAUGAAAUUCAUAUUCCACCUCAUAGCAGUCAUACCAUAAUAGGUCAAUGUAGAAACACACUCCGAGCACCAGCGACUGCGGUCAUUGAGUCACAUUCCCCAACUAGGUUAGCAAAGGGCUUAGAAGUGAUACCCUCGGUGGUUGACGUCCCUGGGGAAGCCUUUUGUAAGGUCGAAGUUCUACUUGUCAAUAAGAGCUCAAAGCAAAUCACCAUCCCUGGGAACUGCCCACUGGCUGAUCUAUUCAUCCCAGAGUGGUGCCGCCAACCUCCCAAUCAGGGUUCUACUAAUGCCAUCCAUGCAUCAUCUUCUGCUACCAGCGCAGAAAUGGGCACCACCAUUCCACAUGAUAUCGAUGUUGCGGACCUCCCUAUCAGUUGGGGCCCCAUAACCCCUGAAUGGAAGGAACGCCUUCUACAUCAGUGUAGGCGGAGGAAAACUGUGUUCUCCAGGCAUGACUUUGACCUGGGAUGUUCUGCCUAUGCUGAACAUCAGAUCAACGUCAACGACAGCACGCCAUUCAGGGAGAGAUCUAGGAGGGUAGCCCCUUCAGACUUGAAGGAUCUGCAACAACAUCUGCAGCAGCUACUUGACCACAAAGUAAUCAAAGAGUCUCGAAGUCCAUACGCUUCUCCAAUUGUUCUUGUUCGCAAGAAAAAUGGGAGUUUGAGAAUGUGCGUAGACUACCGCACCCUCAAUUCACGCACAAUUCCUGACCAGUAUGCAGUCCCUCUGAUUCAGGAGGCCAUUGAUUGCCUUAAUGGAAACAAAUGGUUCUCGGUGAUAGACCUGAAGUCAGGUUUUUACCAGAUCCCCAUGCGUGAAGAGGACAAAGAAAAGACAGCCUUCAUCUGUCCUCUAGGUUUCUACCAGUUCGAGCGCAUGCCCCAGGGUGUGAAAGGGGCACCGGCCACUUUCCAACGUUUGAUGGAGAAGUGCAUGUCAGGUUUAAACAUGAUGGAGGUGCUUGUGUACAUGGACGACCUCAUCAUUUUCUCUAAAACGCUGGAAGAGAUGGAGGAGCGCCUGGGUAGAGUGCUUGAUCGGAUGCAUGAAUUUGGCUUGAAGGCAUCCCCUGAGAAGUGUCAAUUCUGUUGUGAGUCGGUCAAGUAUCUAGGUCAUGUAGUCUCGGCAGAGGGAGUACAGACAGACCCAGACAAGGUAGCAGACCUCGCAACGUGGCCUAGACCAGAAACUAUCAGGCAAGUGAAGUCUUUCUUAGGAUUUGCAGGAUACUAUCGGCGAUUCAUCAAGGACUACUCCAAGAUAUCACGCCCACUUAAUGUUCUCACUAUUGGGUGUGUAUACCCAAAGAAGAGAGGGCAGCCACCUCCAAAGAGGCAGCCUGACCCUAAUGCCAGACGAGCUAAUGAUUCCAUUAGUGACCUCUGGACAAGUGAGUGUGAGGAUGCGUUCCAAACACUCAAGAAACUACUUGUUUCUGCCCCAGUGCUUGCCUUCGCAGACCUGUCACAACCCUUUGUUUUGCAUGUUGAUGCGAGUCGUGACGGUCUGGGUGGCGUCCUAUACCAGGAGCAUGAAGGGAAGCUCCGCCCAGUUGCAUACGGCAGCCGAGGCUUAUCAGCAAGUGAGAAGAACUACCCGGCACACAAGCUGGAGUUCUUAGCCCUUAAGUGGGCAGUUACAGACAAGUUCCGGGACUAUUUGUACGGAGCUAAGGGUACACGGAUUAUGACAGAUAAUAAUCCGCUUACUUAUAUACUAAGCUCAGCCAAACUCGAUGCCACAGGCCAUCGGUGGUUGGCUGCACUUUCAUGCUUCGACUUCUCUAUCCACUAUAAGCCAGGUAAGGCAAAUAUUGAGGCUGACGCAUUGUCACGCAAGCCUCAAAACCCUGCCUUGGAUGAGGAAUACGAACAGCGCCAAAAGUGGAAGCUAAGUGACCUGGAGGCACGGCUCAGGGAUGAUGUCGAUGUAACCUGCCCUCAGGAAGCCAUAAGUGCCCUGUACCAGCGGUACGACGCUGUCCCCAAGACGGAAGUAAGUACCACGCCUCGGGUCACCCAUAAGCAUGGACCUAUGAUAGAGACCCUUUGUGCUAGUGCCGAGUCCAUUCCUAGUCUGUAUGCAAAAGGCUCAGACCUGAACAAGGUAGACUGGUCUCAGGCACAAAAAGCAGACCAAAUCGUGAACCUGGUCCGGAGUCAUGUGGAGCAAGGUAAGAAGCCUUCUUCGUUGGAUGGUGUACAUCAUGAUGCUAAGCUCAUGCUCCGUGAAUUUGAUAGGCUCGUGCUGAGGCAAGGCAUCCUCUAUAGGUCUUUCUUAGAUUCUCUCGGGAAGACUCAUUAUCAGCUCGUCUUGCCCUCAAGUAGCCGGAGGCAAGCUAUGAGAGGCAUUCAUGAUGAGGUGGGUCAUCUCGGCAUCGAGAGAUCGAUAGCCUUUGCUAGGGACAGGUUCUACUGGCCCAAAAUGAGUGCCGAAAUAACAGAGUGGGUGAAGCACUGUCCCCGUUGCGUGGCAAGAAAAUCACAUCAGCACCCAUCAGCACCACUGGUUAGUAUCAAGACGACGAGUCCGUUGGAGCUGGUCUGCAUGGACUUUCUGUCCUUAGAGCCAGACCGCUCUAACAAAAAGUCAAUACUAGUGGUAACUGACCACUACACUCGCUAUGCGCAAGCUUUCCCAACAAAAGACCAAACCGCUAAGACUGUGGCUAAGGUCUUAUGGGAGAACUUUUUCGUACAUUAUGGCCUGCCUCAACGCCUUCACUCCGAUCAGGGCAGAGACUUUGAGAGCAAAGUCAUAUAUGAACUGACCAGGCUCCUUGGAGUCCAAAAGUCAAGGACCACCCCAUAUCAUCCUCAAGGUGACCCCCAACCCGAAAGGUUCAACCGAACUUUACUAGGUAUGCUAGGGACCCUUGAGGAAGAGAAGAAACAAAACUGGAGCAAGUACGUAAGUGCAUUAGUGCAUGCGUACAAUUGCUCAAAGCAUGAUAGCACUGGUUUUUCCCCAUACCUGUUGAUGUUUGGUAGGGAAGCUAGACUGCCUGUUGAUUUGCGCUUUGGCACGAGUCCGGACAACCAUAGUGGCACGGAUCACGUUCAGUAUGUCCAGGGACUUCGUGAACAACUCGCUCGUGCUUACAAGCUUGCAUCUGAGGCGUCAGAUAAGUCGGCCGAGGCCAACAAGAGAAGGUAUGAUGCUAAGGUGCGAGAAAAUGAUCUCCAGACAGGAGACAGAGUGCUUGUGAGAAAUGUCGGUCUGACUGGCAAGCAUAAGCUAGCCGACAAGUGGUUUCGAGAGCCACAAAUUGUUGUACGGCGUAUCAACCCAGACAUGCCUGUUUAUAAGGUAAAGCCGGAGAAUGGAGAAGGUCGAGAACGUACCCUCCAUAGAAAUCUCCUCCUGCCAAUAGAGUAUUUUAAUGAGACCGUUUCCCCUAAUGUGGAAAGAGUCCGUAAAGGUCCAUCACAUCGGACUAGAUCCAAACAGGUUCUAGCCGCCGAACUGAGUCACUCAAGUGAUGAACCUGUCUCGGAUGAUGAGGGUGUCGCUCUGCUUUUCCCAGAGAUGCCAAUGUCCCAACUCAAUACCCUACCUGCCCCUGGCCUCCGUGUGGAUGCCCCUGAGUUUGUCCCAGAUAGGGUAAGGCCCAUUCCUGAGAUCCCAUCCCCAAUUAUAGUGGAAGAUGGAAGUGAUGAAGGAAGUAUCCGAGAUGGCAGUCCAGCACUAAGUAUGAUUGAACCUAUGUCCCUAGAAAGUGAUGAAGAAGUAUUAUUUCCCUUGAAUGAAUUUCCUGAACUGAUAGAGCCCCAACAAAGGACCGAGGAAGUAGGUUAUGGGGACCAGAUUCUGAGGAGGGAGAAUAUGGAUAGCGAAGAGAUGGGUGCUGACCCCGUCGACCAAAUGGGUAAUAUAUCUCUUGAGAAUCCCUUUGUGUCUAUCGAUGUACCUGGUGUCUUACCAGGCACCGAACCUAGUGCUACAGACGCAGAUUCUGAGCCGCAAUCCAUCCGACGCUCAACUCGCUCUUCCAAGCCGCCGCAGCGCAUGGUAUAUCGUGAUUUGGGCGAUCCUACGACACGAUCAGCUACCUCCUCUGGGUUAUUUGCUAGGUUAAGGCUGAAGAUUUUUGGAUUUUAAUUGGACUAACUUUUACCUUUUAGUUAUGUUCCCGGAGAGAACAGGGUUUGAGGAGGGAGGAUGUAACCCCCAUAAAAAUGGCAGUUACUAAAGUCAUAUUUUGUUAUUUAUUCUUUUCCUAUCUCUCUCUUGUCUCUCUCUCUCUCUCUCUCUCUCUCUCUCUCUCUCUUUGUAUCCAUUCAUUUCAUCUCAUACUUCUAAGAAACAAACUCUGCUUUGUGCUCCUUAUGCAGUUUAGUGCAAUAUAGGUUUGUUCUCACCCAGAUUAUUUUCUUCUCCCAGUUUAGGAACUAUUGCUGGUAGAUAGCUUAUUUGCUAGAGCUUUGACCAUCAAUAACACUGGACACAGUGUUUGGGAUUAUAUUGUCUCCCACAGAAUUCGGUGCCCUUUCCCCUUUGUCUAUUCCCUUUAAUAGGACCCUCUUUACUUAAGUGGUGUUUGCAGGUAGAUUGUGUCCCUUCAGGAUGUUGCUACUGUUAAUCUCUGUAUUCAGAAGAAGUAUAGUUUUAAGUGGUUGUACUAAGAAAAGAUCUAGACGAGCUUUUUAGACCAUGCUGUAGAGAGCUGGCUUGGAGUAUUGGGUUUGAGACAAAGGAUGGGUUGUUUUAGUUAAGGAUGCAAGCUUGGUCCUAUCACAUGAUGUUAGGUAACCAAUAAGAAGUCUAGUUGGAAGGAAGGGUAAUGUGGGUCUGGACAGUUUGAUAAAACUUUGAAACUUUAAGUUUCCAGCUCAUUCUCUGCCCAGCUGCCAUUGCUUCGAACACUGCCCUGUAUAUAUUCAAUCUCCAUGUUGGAGCAUGUGCUACUAAAUAUAUCUGUAGCCUCUACCUGAUUUUCUUCUUCAAAAUAUAUAUAUAUAUAUAUACAAAACGUAUAUAUCAACUUUACCUUCUUCAAGUUUCUCUAAGUUUUGAGAGAGUUUCCUGUAUUAUAUUUGAUUGGGCAUUUCAUCCAACUUCAACCUUUAUGAGUUGCAUGGUUAUCAUCCCAGUUCCUGAUUUUAUAUUGCAAGCAAGUGUUGGCUCUUUUACUAGGUAAGAACACUAUAUUUUGCUAUGUAUGUUUUCAUUACUCUGUUGUAUGAAGUGUGUAUAUCAUGAUGAUAUCUAUAUUUUGCUUGUAUGACUCUGAGUGUAGUUUGAGACUGUAGCAUACAUUAUAUAACCUUUUUAAUUCAGAUGUGUGUUAUACAAGAUUGAUUCUUUCUGCUGAUCAAACAAUUCAGUUAAAUGAGAAGAAAAGAUUAUUAUGGGAGAUUAUUUUGCAGUUAUUAUACUGCAUAGCAUGCAAGCCCUAAAAUAGCCCAUGCUGAAAGAUAAUUGGCUUUUAUUUAGGGUAAUGGCAACUCGUGCUAGAGGUCAUUGAACUCUCACUAAAUUUGGUGGUUUGAGAUACUUGGUUGUAGAUAAGAUUUACUAACCUUAUCUACUGAUUUACUGGUAAUGUGUAUUUGCUGUUCAUUAUGGUUAUGCGCAGCGUGGAGCAUUAUUAUGCAUAUUCAUUUGCUGGACUUUUCCAUUAAUUGUAAAAGUCAAAUGUUAUUUUGGCAAAUUCUAAAUCAAGCGAUAUGGUCAGGUCAAUCAGAUAGAUCGAGCUAUCUAUCUGUGGCAUCCCUAUCGCAUUCAUUAUAGCUCAUAAUGAUAUGAAUGAAAACUCUACUGAACAGUUGGUGCAUUAUGCUAUCUUCAUUGCAUGCAAUUAUUGUGAUGUAUACAUAUUUUAUUUAUAUUUACUAACGUGGUAUAAGUGCUAUUUUGAAAAGGAUUGUAUCAUGUUAAUCAUGAAUUAAACUAAGUUAUAAGUAUAACUGAGUAAAUUAAGUUGACAGAAUCGCAUUGAUUCUUCCAAAGUUAAUUAGAUAAAUCAAGAGGCAAACUGUCAUUCUUUUCUAAAUUUAAUCUAUUGAGGGACGAGCUUGUUAUAUAUAUAUAUAUAUAUAUAUAUAUUUAUCUUUCCCUCUCUUAAGGAAUGUUUUAUUAGAAGAGUUCUGUUUAUUAUGCUCUUUUACUAGGGUCUUUUAAUUGAUGAAUCUCAUCGAGCUUCAAGCUAUCGUUCGACCUGUUCUUGUUUUCUGCGUGCUGCGACGUCCUCUUCGACGACACAGAGACGCCGGAUAUUGAUCGACCGCGUAUCGCGAGCGAGCUUAUGAACAUUUAAUAAUUUGGUCACUUAAAUAUUUAGAUAACAGCUGUUCUAGUUAUAAGUUAUAAUACCUUAUAAUGUUAUAGAUGUAAGAUGUGGAAGUUUUGUUUAUUUCAAUGUUUACUUGAUUUGCAGUUGUUAUUGACAACGAGCUAAUAAAGGCAUUGCCAGGUUAUUUUGUUAAAACGUAA